AUGAGCUCAGCUCUAGAUCUUGAUGGCUCUUCCAAGGGCACCGUGCUCAACGGCCCUUGCGACUGGAAACAAUGGAUUUCUAUCAUCAAGAAAUUCGCCACGUCCCACAGUCUUUGGGACUUUCUGGACCCUGCCGUCAAGGAGGGUAAGCCGGUUCUUCAGCAGCCAGUUGAACCAACAUUCCGACAAAUCAACCACGAAGCAUCUGAUCUCGUGGAUCUGACCUCGGAGGAAUUUCGCCGUCUCGAAUUCCUCCACACCCAAUACCGCUCGAAGCUUCAAGGGUAUAGGGAUCAAGUGAAGGCACUCGCCAGCCUUCAACAACACAUCGUCAAGACCAUCGGCAACUACUACAGCACCAUUGCCGAGGAACACGACGUUGCAAAGCAACUUGCCUUGCUUCAGUCGCCAAACAGGACCAAGAUCGAAGCUUGGGUCACCCAAUGGCAGAAAGUCCUCACUGAGGCAAAGCAAUUAGGGCUUCCUGAUGUCCAGGACCUUCGCCCUACCCAAGAUUUCCUACAGGCUGUUUCGUCCAUCAACGCCCCAUUCACAGACUAUUGGGUCAACAAAAUGGAAGACGAGGCCGUAUUCGGCAAGCCUGAGUGGAAGACCGACUUCCCGGACGGCAUUAAGAUCAGUGAGAUCUUUGAACGAGCUCACCGAAUCAAGGCCGCCAACAACAGCAAAGGAUCAUUCGGAGCUGCCUUCCAAGGCAAGGGAGAGAAAUCGGAGAGGAAAGAGGACAAGCCUAAGUGGUCUUCAAAUUGCUUCUAUCUCAUCAAAUCAGCUCGGCCUGAUGGCUGGACUCCUGAUCAGAAGGUUGAGAAGAAGAUCAAGGAAAUCCUCGACUCCAAUCCAUGGGCAAAGAAGAUGACGGAGAAAGCACAAGACUUCAAGAAGAAGGAAAUGGAGAAAUCUUUCUCGACGGGAAAGGCAGUCUACCCGCUGUAUGACUCCUUUAUCCUUGAUUCCGGAUCAGACACACACAUUUGCAACAACCGAUCCCGUUUUCUUGACUACACCGCCCUUGCAGAGCCAAAAGAGCUCUUUGCAGGCGAUAGUCAACUUCAGAUCCUUGGCUACGGCACAGUCCGUAUGAAGCUUGAAGAAGGAGGACUUUUUCAGCUCAACGAAGUUGCCUUCGUGCCAAAAUUCCACACCAACAUCGCAUCCUCGACCGCUUUCUUGCGAAGGAUACAACUGGAAUCCACUAUCUGGACGCGUCUCUAA
Molecule: messenger RNA, 1233 nt
Organism: Hirsutella rhossiliensis
Lineage: Eukaryota; Fungi; Ascomycota; Sordariomycetes; Hypocreales; Ophiocordycipitaceae
Exons: 4
Coding region: 1-1233 (410 amino acids)
Source: RefSeq, a predicted model, not a curated record